AGAAGAAAGCUAGCCUCUGGAAGUGAAUAUGUGAUAUUAGUCAUGGCGUUUCCUGUUCAUCGUGAUCUGCUUUUAGGGUUUCUUGUUAUUGUGGGUUCACUGAGUCACUGUUUAGCUGCCGGUGAUAAUAAUACGCAUAAUCCGAGCAGCUACGACACUGUUUCACUCAACCGGAGCAGUUUCCCACCCGGUUUUCUUUUUGGAGCCUCGUCGGCUGCUUAUCAGUAUGAAGGUGCAGCAAAUGCAGGUGGUAAAGGGCCAAGUAUCUGGGAUUAUUUCACUCACAAAUAUCCAGAAAAAAUAUCUGAUGGGAGUAAUGGAGACGUGGCCAUUGAUCAGUACCACCGAUACAAGGAAGAUGUGGGGAUAAUGAAGGAAAUGGGGUUAGAUGCCUACAGAUUCUCAAUCUCAUGGCCUCGAAUUCUACCUAAGGGAAAGCUAAAAGGAGGUAUCAACGAGGAAGGAGUGCGAUAUUACAACAACCUCAUCAACGAGCUCCUAGCCCACGGUAUUCAACCUUUCGUGACAUUAUUCCACUUCGAUCUUCCUCAAACUUUAGAGGAGGAGUAUGGCGGUUUCUUGAGUCCCCAUGUCGUGGAUGAUUUCCGCGAUUACGUAGGCGUUUGUUUCGAGGAGUUUGGGGAUCGGGUGAAGCACUGGGUAACCUUGAACGAGCCGUGGAGUUUCUGCUAUUUUGGCUAUACGACUGGGGUAGAGGCACCCGGGCGGUGUUCGGAAUGGCAAAUGCUGAACUGCACGGGCGGUGAUUCCGGCACGGAACCGUAUAUAGUCGCGCACCAUCAGAUUCUUGCUCAUGCUGCCGCCGUGAAAUUGUACAGAAAGAAGUACCAGGCUUCUCAAAAGGGGAUAAUAGGAAUAACGUUGGUGUCUGGUUGGUUUGUGCCUUACUCCAAUGCAAAGCAUAACAGAGAUGCAGCAUUAAGAGCUUUGGAUUUCUAUCUCGGAUGGUUUAUGGAACCGAUCACACACGGUGACUACCCACGUAGCAUGCGUGCUCUCGUUGGAAGCAGACUCCCCAAUUUCACGAAGGAGGAGUCUUUGGUCGUAAAAGGGUCGUUCGACUUUCUCGGAUUGAACUAUUACACCUCUUCCUACGCGAAAAAUGCACGUCGUUCUAAUUCGCCUCCAAGCUACGUGACCGACGCACUCGUAAAUCAAACGGCCAAGCGCCAUGGAGUCCUAAUUGGUCCGCAGGCUGCUUCCAGUUGGCUAUAUGUGUAUCCCAGCGGAAUUCGCAGUCUUUUGCUCUAUAUAAAGCAAAAGUACAAUAAUCCACUCAUUUACAUUACCGAGAAUGGGAUCGAUGAAUUCAACAACUCGACACUACCGCUAGAGAAACAGCUGUCCGACUACACAAGAAUCGAUUAUCACUAUCGCCAUCUCUUAUAUCUCCGAGAUGCGAUUAAGGAUGGCGUGAAGGUGAAGGGCUACUUCGCGUGGUCACUGUUGGACAACUUCGAGUGGGCUAGCGGCUUCACUGUUCGAUUUGGCAUCAACUAUGUCGAUUACCAGAAUGGGUUGAGGAGAAUCCCCAAAGGCUCAGCAUAUUGGUUCAAGAACUUUCUCAAGAAGUAUUGAAGAUGAGGAUAUACAUUGCAUACAUUGGAAACUGUACUAAUGUACUUAUCAAUUCAACCGAAGAAAUCCAUUAAUAUAGAAUUGUAAUUUCCUCGAAUAAAACAAUGUACAGAUUUGAUUCAGAAAGCGAUUCAAAUUUGACCAUAUCAAUGAACAAGCGUCGGAAAA
Eucalyptus grandis is the source of this 1767-nucleotide messenger RNA. Its product is annotated as beta-glucosidase 12. The transcript is spliced from 13 exons. The coding region runs from base 43 to 1599 and encodes 518 amino acids. Gene Ontology annotation, molecular function: beta-glucosidase activity. Gene Ontology annotation, biological process: carbohydrate metabolic process. The record is from RefSeq and is a predicted model, not a curated record. NCBI's taxonomy places the organism in Eukaryota, Viridiplantae, Streptophyta, Magnoliopsida, Myrtales, Myrtaceae.